ACCAAACAUAAAAACUUUUGCUAAUAGAAGACUAACUUUGAACUUUUGAAGGGUAACGAAUUGAAAGUACUAACUGAAGAAGUUAUACUAGCACACGGCAGCCAUGCGCCUUCGCGUGGGCGUUAUAUUUCUGGUUCUUGCAGCGGUGACAGCAGCGACUGAGCUGCCUUCUGCCGCCACCUACACGCAGCCUGGCAACGCCUUCAUCGCCGUGUUCGCGGGUCUCCACAAGCCGGCGGCUCGUGGCGUCGCUGCUGCCGGCAACGCCACAGGGACUGUGGGUGGCGAUGAGCCGUGUGGCGAUGUGGCGUGGCGUGGAGUGCAGCAAGCCACAGCCGCCGAGUGGGCGCUGCAGGCUGCCAAUGCACAAACAAAUCCAGACCACUUGAUCGGAUUACGCGUGCUGGACACCUGCGGUGACGCCACCACAGCCCUGCAGCAGCUGCUGCACCUUGUCGCCUCCACUGGAAUUCAGGGCUCGCCGUCCCUCAUUGGCGUGGUGUCCGUGGAGGACGCGACUGUGACGAGCGCGUUGCUGCCGCUGCUGACCUCGCUGUCAGUGCCGCUCGUGGUGACCUCACUCGAGGCAUCGUAUGACCUCCCGCCCUCACCAGUCCUCUUCUCGGCCAGCCCGCACCUUGAAACGCUCACCAAGAGCAUCGUUGCGGUAGUGGGGCAGAUGCUGUCUCGGGACGGUGAUCGUGCCGACGGACAUGGUGGUGGACCUGCUGGUGGUCGUGACGAUGGACGUGACGAUGGACAUAGUGGUGGACCUGGCGGUGGACAUGGCGGUGGACAUGCUGGUGGACAUGACGACGGACAUGACGAUGGACGUGUGGGCUAUGGCCGCGUGGUCGCGCUGUGGUCAUGCGAGCGCGCGGCACGGCAGCUGCGCGCAGAGGUCGGCAGGGCAGGACUCGUCAUCAGCGCGGAGAUGAAACUCAGCUUCAGCAGUCCUGGGUCUCCCCACCCCGCAACUCUGCGGGACCAAAUCUCCAGCUUCGUCGACGACACAAACCUCAGCAGUGACGACGUAGGGAUCCUGCUGCUGACGGUGCAGGAGGCGCGGCAGCUCCUGCCUGACGGCGACCGCCCUCAGCGGAGGCUCCCUCAGCUGCGGUGGCUGCUGGCCUCCCUCGAGGACGACCCGCAGGCCGUGCACACUGAAAUACUCCAGUUGCACACUGAGCUGCCUGGCUUGGUGGUGGUUGGUCCCCACAGCCCCAACUUGAGCGCCCUGCAACGCCACCUUGCCGACGAGGUCUGUGACGAAACCAACAACGCCAACCACGAAACCAACAACGCCAACCACGAAACCAACAACGCCUACCACGAAACCAACAACGUCAACCACGAAACCAACAACGCCAACCACGAAACUAACAACGCCAACCACGAAACCAACAACGCCAACCACGAAACUAACAACGGCAACCACGAAACCAACAACGCCAACCACGAAACCAACAACGCAAACCACGAAACCAACCACGUCAACCACGAACACCCCUUGACACCCCCCGAGAUAAGCCCCCCGUCCCCAACACCUACCACCGAGGUACAGAAGGGCAGGGAAGCAGUUAAGCUCUCCAGAAGGCGUCGCUCUUAUGAAGGGAAACUUCCUGACGGAGAUGGAGCCGCGACCGCCUUGUCCAACUCCCCGCUCAACAGCUCGCGGUCGUCUAUCUUGUGGCCGGUGCUGCAUGAAUAUUGCAGCGUCAUCUCGCAACAGGUCGCGGGGUGGGACGAAGGUCCCGGGACGGUAGACGCGUCCCUGUCAGCGUCGGUGCUGCGCGCCGUGUCGUCCCUGACGGCGGCCUACAGGCUCCUGCAGCUCGACUUGUGUCCCGACCGUCCCAGCCAAUGUCCCGGCAAGCUCGACGCGUCUCUGCACAAAAAGCUCGUGGGGAAGCUGGGGUCUCUGUCACACGAGGGGGGCGUGGGGGCAGAGCGCCUGCGCUACACGGCAGACGCGCGCCUGCGCACAGACUACUCCGUGGUGACCGUCGUGUCGGGGCACGCACUGCGGGUGGGCCAAUACUUGGAGGGGACGGGCAUGCAGUGGGCGGAGGAGCCGUGGCCCCUCACGUCCCCUCGUGAGGAGACCGUCCCCUCCCCCAGCUACGUCCCUCGGCUGUCUAAACCCCUCGUGUCACGUCAUCCUGUGCGCCCCAUUGUUCAGCAGUACGACGAGGGCUGGCGGGGUACGACGUGGUCUGUGCUGUCGUGCGUCGUGGCCGCCGUGGGGCUCGUCUGCUGCUGCUGCUUCCUCGCCUUCAUCGUCGCCCGCGCCUGCGACGGCAGCGUCGCCUGUCGUGAGGUGCCCGGUGUGCUGAUACUACUAGGGACAUGCUGCGUGUUUAUCGGUGUCAUCGUGCUGAUCGUGCCCGUGGCCGUGCACGACUUGGAGCUGCUGUGCUGCCUGCAGCACGUCGUGCCCUACGUGGCCACGGCCUUCACCUACGCGGCCAUCCUCACCAAGGCGCUGCACCUGCUCGUCCUCCACGCCCUCACACCUCAUACACAGUUUCAGAUGCCGUCUGCACUUCUGUAUUUGCCGUUGGCAGCACUCGUGGCACUAGCAGCUUUAGUAGCAGCGCUUGGGGACCCAACGACUUUGCACUUCAUCCUCCCCAACGAAAUAAACCCCCAUGCUACAUCAGCACCACAGCCUGUGGCACUGGAUCAUGACCACAGUGUCAGUGACUCUGGCACCGUUCGCCUGGAACUCGAUCCUUCACAGGAUGGCACUGGCCCGCUGCCUGUCGUCGCAGGACCUGAAGAUAAUUCGUACAUGACAGUGGAGCUGUGCAAGAGGCCUGAUCAAGUUCCUCUUAUGUUAGGCUAUGGGUAUCUCAUCACUAUGCUGGUCAUCACCAUCGCUAUGCUCGUAUCCGUUAAGACGCCCAAGAAAGAUACCAGGAGCCUCCGCGAGUGUCGGCGCAUGAUGGCGCUGUGCUGCGUCUCCGUGCCGCUGGUGCUGCUGUGGGGCGCCGUGACACUGUGGGCGCCGCUGCCCCUGCAGCCACAGCUCGAGGCGUUCGCCCUCUUGCUCAUCGCCUACGCCGUCCUCGCGCUCGUCAUCGUCCCGCAGUUCGCCCACAUCUCCUCGCGCACCGUACAACAGUUCAGUCACAAACCUCUGUCCCAAGCUGGAACGAUCUCGACGGUGUUCAAGAUCCCCCCGAACUCUGGUCAAAAGUUUCCCUCUUCCGUCGUCGCGUACAAGAGCCGCAGCGAUGACGCUGGCCGUCGUUUCUCGGACAUAUACUUCGGCCGAGAUUUGUCCAACAAAAAUCUCAAAUGCGACAACUUGUCCAACUGGACGACAUUGCGUGCCCCCGUAUCUAAGAAAUACGAAGCUAGCUGGAACUCCAUGGACGCUUUGCAAACUCCAAGGCAUGGAGGCUACCAGAAGAGAAUUAGCGGCUUUCCUCAGGAGGGCAUACGUGACGGCAAACAAACCAUGGAAACGUUCCGCUAGUGGACAAUAAAUUCUUGGAAGGAGCUUGUGCCUCCGCAUUUCCAAUAUAUGGCAACAGGAAAAUAAUACGAUGUAUAAUCCGGUUAAUACAUUUUUGUUCAUGGUGCACAUUAUUCACGAAAUAAUGUUGAAUGGAACUUGUGUCCUCGUAUCCUCAAUAUAUAUCAACAGGAAUAUAAUACGAUGAAGAAUCCGAUUAGCACAUUUUUGUUCAUAUUGCACAUUACUCAAGAAAUAAGUACGGCAGCACUGAAAGUUCAUGUAAGUUAAGUCUUAAAGCUUUCAAGACGCCAAUGUUGUGCUUAUUUAACUUAUUUCUAUUACAGUUAUUGCACAUAUUGUACUGGAGACGUUGGAGUUGUCAAGGUUACGCGCGUCCUUUGAACUUGUGCACAAAUUCUACUGAGCCGUGAUAUAAUAUUACAAAGGAUUUAUUAUAAUAAAUAAGUUAAACUCGAACUUGUUCACCAUUCCAAAGCACUGCGUUGAUCUGUUUAGAUAGGAUUUUUGGUCAAGGAAUUAUUGCAUUGUUAUUUUUGUGAACUAUUUCAAGGAAUUUUAGAGGCUGUAACUUACCGUUUACGAACUAAGCUCAACUUACCCUGUUUUAAUGGAUUACAGUGAGAGUGUUCAACUACUAUGUAAUAUGCAGGUAUUCAUGAUUUAUUUGCCUAAUGUUGCGUUCAUUUUUGAUGUAGGAAUUCAUUUUAAUAAGUUUAUGUUUAAUCCAGCUGCACUCUUGAUAGUCAAUUGAAUUACCGACUAUCGACAGCCGUGAGUUCAGUGAAAAGAACACCAUUUACGGACUAAUCUGAGCUUAAGUUCCCUGUAUUCUAAUGGCUACGUAGUGAGAGGCCAAAUUUGAGCAUAUCAUCUUAUGGGUUGGAGGCUCAAGUGUGUUCUUUAUUUAUAAAGAAGCAGAAAACCAAUAAAUAAUUGGCUUGAAUUUUGCAGUGCUGCUACCACGCCUGGUGGUUCCAAAGCAUCAUCUCUCAAGUCAGUUUAUUAAGAUUAUAUUACAAUCUUAAAGUAAUUAUGAAGUAAUUCAUAUUCAUUCUGUGCGAGUAUUUUGCCUCUUUUCCUUAGGAAGAAACUAUUCCUAUAUAACUGGGCGUUCCAACCGAAAAUCUCACUAAAAUAUUUAGUAAUGAGGUUUUCACAGAACUAGAUUGGAUUCGUUCGUAUUGAGUAAAUCACUUGCUUAAAUCAAUGUAAUUCAAUGGAGUCAAACGCACGUCUCCUGGAAACUUGAGUAUAAUAUAAAUGAUAACGUCGACACUGGGCUGAUAUUGAUGAUACGUAUUAAGCUUUUACGAACGAUACAAACGAUACUCAACUUGCAUCGAAGGUGCUCAGAUAAAUUAGCUUGUAAAUAAAUAACCUUCACG
This is a messenger RNA of Hyalella azteca, 4872 nucleotides long. RefSeq lists its product as uncharacterized. Gene Ontology annotation, molecular function: adenylate cyclase inhibiting G protein-coupled glutamate receptor activity. The transcript is spliced from 16 exons. The record is from RefSeq and is a predicted model, not a curated record. NCBI's taxonomy places the organism in Eukaryota, Metazoa, Arthropoda, Malacostraca, Amphipoda, Hyalellidae. The coding region runs from base 104 to 3484 and encodes 1126 amino acids.